Molecule: messenger RNA, 1602 nt
Organism: Cladophialophora carrionii CBS 160.54
Lineage: Eukaryota; Fungi; Ascomycota; Eurotiomycetes; Chaetothyriales; Herpotrichiellaceae
Exons: 4
Coding region: 1-1602 (533 amino acids)
Biological process (GO): regulation of DNA-templated transcription; DNA-templated transcription
Cellular component (GO): nucleus
Molecular function (GO): zinc ion binding; DNA binding; DNA-binding transcription factor activity, RNA polymerase II-specific
Source: RefSeq, a predicted model, not a curated record
AUGCAGACAAGGAGGCUCAAACGGAAAUGCAACCGAGAACUGCCCUCGUGUGGGUUGUGUCUUCGCUUGGGCAAGCCGUGUGGCUAUCCACUCAAGCAACAACAGGAUACAGCGGAUGAUACCGACUUCUUGCUACAGAAGAUUCAGCAACUCGAGCACCGACUGGAGGUCGCACAGUCGGGCACCACAGCGGGCGUGGUGGGGGUUCUGACUCCUCCAUCCGGGUCGCGAGCAUCUCUUCUCUCUGGGAAUCCGAGCAACCGACUGCUCGCUGCAACAGGGCCAUUCACCUUUCCAAAGGCAAUCAUCCUCGAUGCGGACCUCUUCACACCGUUGCCGCGACCUGGAAUGCACGACAACAUCGCAUGGAACACCCCGCGCGAGGUCCUCGACAGCCUUGGCUUGGACGUCGAGGCCAUGUGCGAGACGUACUUUGCCAGUGCGUACAAGUGGUUUCCCAUGCUCAGUAGGAAGCGACUAGCACAGAGUCUGACGAAGUCUUCGUCCGAGUUGCAUCCCGCCGUUGCGCUGCUUCUGCUUUGUAUGAAGCUGUUGACAGAGCCGCUGCAAGCACACGACGCGCCGGAGACGCCGCUCUACCAGUUGACCAGACAGUAUCUUUCUGCUAUCGAGAACGCUGGGUCGAGCAACCUUCUUCUGGUGCAGGCCAUCAUCCUGACCGCCAUUUACGAGCUCGGUCAUGCCAUUCACCCGGCCGCCUAUCUCAGUAUCGGCCGUGCGGCAAGGAUCGGACAUCUGCUGGGCCUUCACGACAAAGACCAUGCUACUCAAAUGUUCAAGGCGCCCGACACAUGGACGUUGUGCGAGGAGGAGCGUCGGACAUGGUGGGCGGUCGUCAUUCUCGAUCGCUAUGUGCAAUGCGGAAUGACAGGCGUGUCGCUCGCCACAUGCGAACCACUCCAGGGUGAACUUCUACCUUGCAACGACAACGACUGGUCUCAAGGACUGGUCGGAUCGAAUGAUCCUCUCUUCACGGCCAGUCCGUCGUUAGCGUCUCCUGGCAUAUCCUUCGCGACCCUCUGCCGUGCAUCACACAUGCUCGGACGCGUGCUACGACACAAAAGCGACCAUAUCUUGGAAUUCGCCGACAAACUGGCAGAAGCGUUCCAACUGCAUCGAGCCCUCCAGUCGCUCGAGCGGUCCUUUACAUGUGAAGCGACCCGUGAGGAGAUCAAGACAUGUGAUCUGCCCAGGGCGGUCGUGUGCACGGCCCGGUUGAUACUGUACAAUAUCUACGCCUGCAAUGAACGAUACAGCGCCUACAAGCUGGGCCAAGAAACAGAUAUGCAGAAGAUCUCCGUGGAGGGCUUGUCGACAGCCGCGCUCACGGUUGCGCAGAUCGCCCAGCGCUUCAAGCAAGACUGGGAGGCGGGCGUGAGAGGCCAUCCGCCCCUGCUGGCUCAUUGCAUGUAUCAGGCUCUUGGCGAGUGUGCGUGGUUUGUGCGCGAAGAUCCCAGCCCACAAAUGCAGUAUGCCUUUGACACCAUUGCAACUGCCUUGAAGUGUAUGGCACAUCAAUGGAGAGUUUGUGAUGAAUAUCUGAAACUGUUCGAGGGCUCAGAGGGCAUGACCGUCGGCUGA